This is a messenger RNA of Procambarus clarkii (red swamp crayfish), 927 nucleotides long. The record is from RefSeq and is a predicted model, not a curated record. NCBI's taxonomy places the organism in Eukaryota, Metazoa, Arthropoda, Malacostraca, Decapoda, Cambaridae.
AUGAGGAACCCAGUCAAUUUUAAGAGGAAAAAGGAAGACUCCACCGACGCGGGUUUGAAUGCGCAGACUUCACUUUCAGAGGUUUCUUCGCGUGUGGACAGUGAGUGUACGGAACCAUUGGGUGUGGACAGUGGGUGUGCGGAACCAUUGGGUGUGGACAGUGGGUGUACGGAACCAUUGGGUGUGGACAGUGGGUGUACGGAACCAUUGGGUGUGGACAGUGGGUGUACGGAACCAUUGGGUGUGGACAGUGGGUGUACGGAACCAUUGGGUGUGGACAGUGGGUGUACGGAACCAUUGGGUGUGGACAGUGGGUGUACGGAACCAUUGGGUGUGGACAGUGGGUGUACGGAACCAUUGGACGUGGACAGUGGGUGUACGGAACUAUUGGACGUGGACAGUGGGUGUACGGAACCAUUGGACGUGGACAGUGGGUGUACGGAACUAUUGGGUGUGGACAGUGGGUGUACGGAACUAUUGGGUGUGGACAGUGGGUGUACGGAACUAUUGGACGUGGACAGUGGGUGUACGGAACCAUUGGACGUGGACAGUGGGUGCACGGAACCAUUGGACGUGGACAUUGGGUGCACGGAACCAUUGGACGUGGACAGUGGGUGUACGGAACCAUUUUACGUGGACAGUGGGUGUACGGAACCAUUGGACGUGGACAGUGGGUGUACGGAACUAUUGGACGUGGACAGUGGGUGUACGGAACUAUUGGGUGUGAACAGUGGGUGUACGGAACUAUUGGACGUGGACAGUGGGUGUACGGAACCAUUGGACGUGGACAGUGGGUGUACGGAACCAUUGGACGUGGACAGUGGGUGUACGGAACCAUUGGACGUGGACAGUGGGUGUACGGAACCAUUGGGUGGCCUUUUAAAUUCACCAUUAUUGUUGACGUGUGUGGAUGCAGUGAUCCAUUAG